AUGCCAAUCUCUGAAGCAGAUGCACUGGCUGCUCACGCAGCGAUACACGGUGACAAGACAUCCGUGACACUGCCCAGUGGUAAGACUUUGAAGGUGGUGACAGCCAAGAAUGGCUGCAAGUCCAUCAAAUUCCCUGAUUUUCAGGCCAUGGAGCAGAACAAAGCAAAAAGCUCAGAGUGGGCCAAGAAGGCCAAGGCAGGAGUGAAGAUCACUUGGUUUCUGUCUGGAAAUUCACCUUCAACAUGGGGCCGUGUAGUAGAUGGAAAGCUGGAUAGUCGAGGCAAGGCUAUUGCAGAUGCUGCGGAUACUGCGAAGACCGCCGUGCCGAAGAAGGGGAGGCCUGCAAAGGAAGUUGAGAAAGAAGCCGCUCCGAAGGCUGCAGCCAAAGCUGAUCCCAAGCGGAGUGCCAAGGCUUCGCCCAAGGCGAAGUCGCGGAGCGCCGGGAGCGCCGGGAGCACUGGGACCUCGGCCGCCACCGCCUCUGGCUCCCCGGCAAAGAAGCGGUCGGCCCCGCCUUCCCCUCCCGCCCCUCCCCCAGCUGCAAAGAAGGCAAAGUUGAAAGAGGAGGUUGGGGAAUCACUGGAAUCACUUGACCUCUCUGAAGACCCUUUGCAGCUUGCGCCCUUGUUUUCUGGGAUGGGCCAUGGUGCUACUUGGAUGAAGAUCCUCAAACCUGUGCUGGAAAGUCUGAGCGAUGCUCCCAGCUUUAUUGGGCCCAGUCGGGACAAGAGCAUCAUCCCAGUCCGAGAGCUGACCUUCCAAGCAUUGAAGCCGAAUCUGCCGUCUGGAUGGCGAGUGGUGUCUUUGGGUCAGUCGCCUUACCCUAGAAUUGAAUCUGCCACUGGCAUCGCACACUUCGAUAACGCAAUUAAAUCUUGGGAUUCUGGAAAAUUUGGCUCUGUGGUUACCAUGCGCUGUAUCAUCAAAGCAGCGGCUAUGUCCAAGUUCAAGAUUUCCAAAGACACCAAAGUUCCAGACUUGCGGAAGCUUCUGAAGACGAAGGGAACCGUUGGUCCACCCGAGUGGUUUCAAGCAAUGCUUGCCCAAGGCGUUCUUCUUAUGAAUGCUGCUUGCACGAUCAAGCCCGUAGAAGGAGGCUCUCGUGCCGGCGAAGUGGUAGAGGAGCAUUUGCUCUUCUGGCAGCCGGUCAUGGAAGCUGUGGUCAAUGCCAUUCUGGAAGAUUGCCAGCGGAGCGGUCGUCCCGUCAUCUUUGCUUGGUGGGGCACAGAGAGCUUGAAGACCAAGAAAUUCUUGGACAAGCGCUCAUUCGCGAAGUACCCGGAUGUUCAGGUGAGGCACAUUGAACACAAGAAUCCAGCUGCAAUGGGAGACCGCUUUUGUGAUGCACCAAAUGUGUUCGACAGCAUCAACAAGGCCAUCCGCGAACUGAAGCUUGGGAACCCCAUCGACUGGCUUCCUGACGAAACAUGGAAGGCCGCCCUCGGGAUCGAUGAGCAUGCUGAAGAAAUGGGGGCGUUCGUGGCCGAAACUCAAGAGCUGCACAGGAUGUACCUGGAACGCCUAAAAGACGGCCUUGACAGCCGCGCAGAUGACCUAGAAGACAUUCUUGGAGUCACGUCGCAGCCACUGGUCGACCUCCCCUCUACAUGCGAGCCCUUCAGCAAAGUUGCUGCGGGGAAAGCAUCGGUGGAUCGAGCAGGAAAAAUGGUCAGAGCAGGCCUGAGCAUCGACGAAGCGGCAGCGCUGCAUCUCUAUACUACCAAUCACCUUUACAAGGCGCUAAAUGCCGCUUUGCGUGAUCCUGAGCGCAAGAAGACCAAGCAGUAUUUUCUUUAUCUCAGGUUGUUCCUCGCAGCGAUGGAGAAGCUGCCCAGCUCCAAGCGGCAGCUCUAUCGGGGGGUGGCCUUGGAUCUUCAAGACCAGUACAAGCUUGGUACCACCGUCACCUGGUGGGCAGUGUCCAGCUGUACUCCCGACCUCGAGGUGGCAAGCAAUUUCUGCUCUGGCGGCAAGAAGUCGACGUUGUUCUUGAUCACAGCAUCACGGAGCGUCGGCAUCAGGGACUUCUCUGAGUACAAAAGCGAAGAAGAGUACAUUCUUGCCCCUGGCACCCAGUUCAAGGUCACCAACGUGGAGCGCAAGGGCUCGGCGGUUAAAAUUCACAUGACAGAAAUGGAAACCCCAAGGAGAGUUCAGUGA
Symbiodinium natans is the source of this 2160-nucleotide messenger RNA. The record is from the annotation of a GenBank genome assembly. Lineage: Eukaryota; Dinophyceae; Suessiales; Symbiodiniaceae.